Molecule: messenger RNA, 2383 nt
Organism: Fomitiporia mediterranea MF3/22
Lineage: Eukaryota; Fungi; Basidiomycota; Agaricomycetes; Hymenochaetales; Hymenochaetaceae
Exons: 2
Coding region: 21-2153 (710 amino acids)
Source: RefSeq, a predicted model, not a curated record
AGGACCUCCGCGCAGAAACGAUGUCUUCCUUCUCUUCCGUCUGGUCGCGCACAAUGUCGACUAUGACCAGAUCCACCACGGACACCUCGACGUCAGCGCCACACACUCCUUCGUCGUCGAGCGUGAUUACUGGACUCAAGGCUGCGCUGGGUUCAGGGUCCUUCUUCCACGCGCACUUGCAGGAAGGACAACGCUUUUCGGACGAAGCCUCUUCGCCAGACGGAGUGCGCUAUGAAGUUUCGGCGUACGCGAUAGGUCCGAACAACGGAGUCACUCCCGGCGCGUACCCACGAAAGCCGAAUAAAGCGGCUUUCGUACGUGAAGAGCAAACUCAUGUUUCAACACGUCAUGGUGCAGAAAAGCCUGCAAGCGGUGCGCUCACCCCUCUGUCUUCUUCCCCACCGACGCACACCAGUCUGCCAGCUCAGGCUCAAGCGUCGCGGUCCCCAGUGAGGAAGUGGACCCGUUCUGCGUCUGCGACGGCAAUGUCAUCAGAUAACCAGGGCGUCUGGGAGAUGCUUUCUGAUACUCAGGCGGUUCCAAGCAACGCGGCGCCCACACAGCGACGAUAUCACUACAUCACGCGUAGUCAAUCUGCAGAUGCAGCCGCUGAUGCGGUCCAUCUGCAGCAAGCUCCCAAAAUGCGCAAACAGAACGCAUCAUACAGCCCAGGAUUUAGUGCUCCUAUUUAUUCAGAGACAGCAGAGAACAUUCCCGCAGGUCCCGGAGCCCCGUCUGCCUGGUGCCCUUCUUCUGGCCGAUACUUGUCACCCAUUGAAGAAGUUCAGUCUUGUCCUGAGAAGCAGGUUGAUUCGGCAUCUCUGCAUUCGACGACAUCUGCUCAAUCUAAUCUUUUUAUACAUCGCUCCGUUCGGCGAACGGGCUCAACCUCAACAUUUAACUCUAGCCACUCUGCAGUAUCACGGACGCUGGAUGACUUGAGUGGUCCACAUAGCAUAAGUCCUUCACGGACUCAUGGUCAAGCUCGGCCGUUCCCCGCACUACCUGUUAUUCCAGCAAGCCCACGCGAAUCACAGAAUGUGUUUGAGCAGGAUCAAGCUGCUUUGGAAGAAGCUACUCUGGUAUACCCUAUGCCUGUCGACUAUCCGCAGAAAGCGGAGUAUCCGGAAUUCGAUCCUCCGGAAGAGCAGGACCUGGGUGGAACGCUUUCGACACCACGUUUCGCUAUACCACAUUAUCACUUUGAAUCUGAUACAGUGGAGGAACAAGAUUUGGGUGAAGGGCUACAGAAUAGGGUUUCCAUACCUCACUCUCGCACACCAUCACUUUUGACGCGCUCCGAAUCCAUUCGGACGGAGUUAACGUAUCUGACCGCUCAAGAUUCCGCGGCAAGUCGAAGAGCAAGCGCCGUUCCUCCCGGAGAUCUUGAAGCAGGGCAACAACAACGUUCGCAACCUCUAGAUGGAGAUACGACACUUGUCGACUCGUCUACGAAAGGUACAAACCCUGCUGCUCGCCUUAAAGCUUCCCUCGACACGCUUCUCUCUAAAUCACCCAAAAUGCGUAAGUCGCCUGGUCCAGGCUCAGAACCGGCCGCACCCGAUGUAGCAAGCACUGUUACUGUCUCUUCAAAAGCCGCGAAGUUGUUUGCACAGUUGCAAGAGGGUCUGAAGAACCACGCACCAUGGCGAGAGGGUAAGGGAAAACCUGCUGAGGUGCUAUUUUGGGUGGGAUUUCUAGCACCUUGGUGCUGGCUCAUAGGCGGGUGGAUGCUGGCCCGCAGUGGGGGAACGAGGGCUGAAGGUCUUCCAAGCGGUGCAAAGGAAUCGGUAUUACCCUUGUACAAUCGUUCAAGCUCUCAACCGCCUCAACGACAAUCGCAGGACGUAGGUGGGCUUGCCGUGGCGGAUACACCUGAGAAACGUGUCCCGGAAUCAAUAUCCAUAUGGCGAGCAGCGAAAAAUUCGUCAGUUGAGUUGCUUGGUUCGUUGCGUGGGCACCGCGAGAAGGAGGGUUCACCGCCGUCGACCGUGCGCGCGGUGCAGCUGCGCGGCGACGUACCAGUCCAAAUAAUGGUUUGUACGCACCUUGACCCCUGGGUGACGCGCUGCCGGGUUGCGGCUAUUGUGAGCGGAAUGUUCAUCCUGGCGUUGUGCAUUGUCGCGCUCGUCGUCCUAGCCCGGUCUUUGUGAGUUUUGCUUAGUUAAUCCGUUCAUUCGGCUCUGUGGGGGUUUCUUUCAUAUUUCUUUCAUUCUCGCCUUUGUCCAAUUCAUUCGUGCGAUGCCUAUAACAAUGCUCUCGUUCUCUUGUUUCGUCCAUUUGCGCAUUACACGACUCAUUCUCUUUGAGUCACAAGAAUCUCUAUUUUUCCUUAGAUCAGUUUCUUUUGUGUAUCACACGCCGUGAUCAAACGUGUUAUCAC